Suncus etruscus (white-toothed pygmy shrew) is the source of this 3048-nucleotide messenger RNA. RefSeq names its product SKI/DACH domain containing 1 (gene SKIDA1). The transcript has a single exon. The coding region runs from base 10 to 2943 and encodes 977 amino acids. Lineage: Eukaryota; Metazoa; Chordata; Mammalia; Eulipotyphla; Soricidae. The record is from RefSeq and is a predicted model, not a curated record.
GUGCCCGAGAUGGGAGACCUGAAGUCGGGGUUCGAAGAAGUGGACGGCGUGAGGCUCGGCUACCUCCUCAUCAAAGGCAAGCAGAUGUUCGCCCUCUCCCAAGUCUUCACGGACCUGCUCAAGAACAUCCCCAGGACGACGGUGCACAAGCGCAUGGAUCACCUCAAAGUGCAGAAGCACCACUGCGACCUGGAGGAGUUGCGCAAACUCAAGGCCAUCAACAGCAUCGCCUUCCACGCCGCCAAAUGCACGCUCAUCUCCCGCGAAGACGUGGAGGCGCUCUACACCUCCUGCAAGACCGAGCGGGUGCUCAAGACCAAGCGCCGGCGGGCCGGCCGGGCCCUGGCCACCAAGGCGGCGCCGCUGCAGCCGUCGCCUCCGGAGCGCGCCGGCGCCGCCGCCGCCGCCGCCGCCGCCGCCGCCUGCAGCCCGCGCUCGGCUUUCUGGAAAGACCCGCAGCAACUUUGGCGGGGCCUGAGCGCGGGAGCCGCAGCGCGGCCGCUGCCAAUCAGCGCGCAGGGCCCGCGCCCGGCCGCCCAGCAUCUACCUCAGCUCUUCAGCAAGUACCCGGGCGCGCCCUACCCGCUGGACCACCUCGCGCGCUCCGCCGGCAAAGCGGCGGGCCACUUCGAGAGCGAGAGCGCGCCGCUGCCGGGCAACUACGUGGCUUUCCACUCGGACCCCGCUUACUUCCGCAGCCUGCUGUGCGCCAAGCACCCGGCCGCCGCCGCCGCCGCCGCCGCUGCCGCCGCCGCCGCCGCUGCCGCCGCCGCCGCCGCCGCCUACUACCACCAGGCGUCGGCGGGCCGGGGACAGCCCAAGGCGGCGGCGGCGGCGGCGGCAGCGGCGGCGGCGGCGGCGGCGGCGGCGGCGGGCGCCGGGGCUCCGGCCAGCCUGACCUACCGCUGCAAGCGCCGGCGCGGCGGGGGCGCCAAGGACGGCCUGCUCGCCGCGCCCCACCACGUCGGCGCCCGCCGCCUGCUGCUGCUGCGCAGGUCCUACAAAGCCAAGGCGGCCGCCGCCGCUGCUGCGGCCGCGGCGGCUGCAGCGGCCACCACCGCCGCCGGGGCCACUUGCCUGGAGCGGUUCCACCUGGUCAACAGUUUCUGCCCGCCUCCUCCGCCGCCUCCUCCUCCUCCUCCGCCACCUCCGCCUCCUCCCGCUCCCGCUCCCCACCACCACCACCACCACCAUCACCACCACCACCAUCACCACCACCACCACCACCGGGCCCACCCACCCCCUCGUCAUCACCGGCCGCAGGCCCAUCUGGGCAGCUUUCCCGAGAGUGGCAGCAGCGACUCGGAGUCCAGCUCCUACUCGGACCAUGCGGCCCAUGACUCCGAUUUUGGCUCCAGCCUGUCCAGCUCCAGCAACUCGGUGUCCUCGGAAGAGGAGGAGGAGGAGGAGGAGGAGGAGGAAGAGGAAGAGGAGGAGGAAGAAGAGGAGGAGGAGGGGGGCAGUGGGGCCUCGGAUUCCAGUGAAGUCAGCUCAGAGGAGGAGGAGGAGGAAGAGGAGGAGGAGGACUCGUCCUCAGAGUCCGACUCCAGCUCCGGCUCCAGCCAAGUGUCCGUGCAGAGCAUCCGUUUCAGGCGCACCAGUUUCUGCAAGCCUCCCAGCGCGCAGGCCCAGGCCAGCUACUUGUACCAUCUGGCCUCGGCCACCGCUGCCACCACCACUGUCACCGCCACCAAACCCGCUGCUUUCGAGGAUGCCGGCAGACUUCCCGACCUCAAGAGCACUGUCAAAGCGGAGUCGCCCGAGGCAGAGUGGAGUCCGCAGGACUGGGCCCCCAAAGCGUCUCCGGUGUACUGCCCGGCCAGCCUGGGGCCUUGUUUCACCCCAGAGAUAAGGAACGAUAGGGUAUCCGAGAUUACAUUCCUACACUCUGAAAUUGCCAGCACAGGCCAGAGAACUGACCUGACAAUUAACUGCCUGGCAGAGGGGGCCUCACCACCUAGCCCAAAGACAAACAAUGCAUUUCCACCACAAAGAAUAAUACUCCCCGAGCCUCCUCGGAAAGGCCGACCAGCAACUCCUCCGACCCACUGUACAGAUAACCACACAAUAGCUGCUAGGUUCUCCAAGCGGGGUUCUUCGGGAGCUGCAGCCCAUCCUGAAAAAGAUUCUAAAGUCCCUCCUUGUGUGGAAUUUGCUACGGAGUUGCCCCCAUCGCAAACUGAUCUCGAGGUGGAAGUUGCAGCAGCAGCUAAAGCCGAGAGUCUCUGCACUGACACGGUGGACACGACGUUGCCAUUUCUGCACAAUAUUAAAAUCAAAGUAGAAGACAGUAGUGCUAAUGAAGAAUAUGAACCCGACCUUAUUGCGAAUAAGCUAAAGUGUGAGUGCAAUGAUACAAAGGGCGAGUUUGACAGUGUGACUGAAAGUAAAGAGGAGGACGCCUUGCUAACCACAGCUAAGGAAGGCUUUUCCUGCCCUGAGAAAGGAACGCCUUCCUUAAUUCCACUGGCUCAGAGUCAGGGCCUCUCAUGCACUUUAGGUUCUCCAAAACCUGAGGAUGGGGAAUAUAAAUUUGGUGCCAGGGUGAGAAAAAAUUACCGGACGCUAGUCUUGGGAAAGCGACCUGGACUUCAGACACCUCCAGUCAAACCAAAUUUGAAAUCAGCUAGAAGUCCUCGUCCCACAGGUAAAACUGAGACACAGGAAGGAUCACUGGAUGAUUUUACAGUUAUAAGCAGACGUAAAAAGGUAGCCAGCAAUGUAGCAUCAGCGGUGAAAAGGCCAUUUAAUUUCAUGGCAAAUUUUCCCUGCCCACCAUCACUCAUUAUCGGGCAGGAUGGGGAUCUGUGGCCGGCGUAUUCCUUAAACACCACUAAGGAUUCCCAACCUCCUCACAAGGCCCAUCCUAUAUGGAAAUGGCAGCUGGGCGGUUCCGCAAUACCUCUUCCUCCUAGUCACAAAUUCAGGAAAUUUAAUUCAUAAAAGUGUUUUGGAAGAUAUUUUCUUGAACCACAGUACCUUCCUUUUGUUGUAAACCGCACAGGAUGGUUUGUACAAGUCCAUUAAUGUGUUACACCCACUUUGGAG